This is a messenger RNA of Lampris incognitus (smalleye Pacific opah), 1876 nucleotides long. It is a transcript of the gene cpvl, whose product is annotated as carboxypeptidase vitellogenic like. Gene Ontology annotation, molecular function: serine-type carboxypeptidase activity. Lineage: Eukaryota; Metazoa; Chordata; Actinopteri; Lampriformes; Lampridae. Bases 159 to 1586 code for a protein of 475 amino acids. The transcript has 12 exons. Gene Ontology annotation, biological process: proteolysis. The record is from RefSeq and is a predicted model, not a curated record.
GUGGUUUGUCGGGCGGUCGUGUUCCUCAUUUCCCCCUCUGUUGUGUGCGUGUGUGCGGGUUUGGACCCGGGGACAGGGGUGGUUGGGAGUCGGUGUGUGUUCGUGUGGUUUGGGCUUGCCGUCUUGACCCUUAUUUUAAGGUUUAAUCUCUCGGCAGAAUGGGGAGGAAAGCUCUCGGUGUUCUUCUGCUUUGGGCUUUGCUGGAGGCGACACAGUCGAGCGGCUGCUCGCGUUUCUUCUGCCGUAAACACCACCGCGUCAGCGGGCUGGGGGGAGCUGACCCCGGCGCCCCGCUCUUCCUCACGCCCUACCUGGAGAGAGGCGCCGUCGAUGAAGCCAGAAGACUGAGUCUCGUGGGGCCUCUACCUGGGGCCAAUGUGAAGAGCUAUGCCGGGUACCUCACUGUCAACACGAAAUACAACAGCAACCUCUACUUCUGGUUUUUCCCCGCCCAGGAGAGGCCGGAGACGGCUCCUGUCCUGCUGUGGCUGCAGGGAGGGCCCGGUGGAACCUCCAUGUUCGGCCUCUUUGUGGAACACGGACCCUACGUGGUACACAAGAACCUGACGGUCGGUUUCAGAGAUUAUCCCUGGACGUCCAGAUAUUCGGUGUUGUACAUCGACAAUCCGGUUGGAACAGGGUUCAGUUUCACCGACGAUGACGGAGGCUUUGCUCAGAAUCAGGAUGAUGUAGGCAGAGACUUGUACAGUGCAUUAACACAGUUUUUCCAGAUCUUUCCGGAGUAUCAGUCCAACGAGUUCUAUGCAACCGGAGAGUCUUAUGCGGGGAAAUAUGUUCCAGCCAUCGGUUAUUACAUCCACAAGAACAACCCCACUGCCAAAGUGAAAAUCAACUUUAAGGGGAUGGCCAUCGGGGACGGACUCUGUGAUCCAGAGAUGAUGCUGGGUGGCUACGCGGAGUUCCUUUACCAGACAGGGAUGAUAGACGAGCUGCAGAGACAGUACGUUGUGGAGCAAACGGACAUGGGGGUCAAGCUCAUCCAGCAGCAGAAGUGGGUGGAGGCUUUCAAGGUUUUUGACAGUUUGCUGAAUGGGGAUGUGGAUCCCAACCCUUCGUUUUUCCAAAAUGCCACUGGCUGCUCCAACUACUUCAACUACAUGUCAUGUCAGGAGCCUGAGGACCAAGAGUAUUUUUCCCAGUUUGUGACUCUGCCUGAGGUGCGGCGCUCCAUCCACGUGGGAAACCUGACGUUCCACGACGGCUUGGAGGUGGAGAAGCACCUCCUGCAGGAUGUCAUGAAGAGCAUCAAACCAUGGUUGGGGGUCUUGAUGGAUAACUACAGGGUGUUAAUCUACAACGGUCAGCUGGAUGUGAUUGUCGCAGCACCUCUGACGGAGAGGUUCCUGCCUACUGUCAACUGGACCGGGACGGCAGACUACCUAAGUGCCCCUCGCUUCCACUGGAAGGUCCAGCCAACCGACACCGAGGUGGCCGGUUAUGUAAGACAAGUGGGAGAGUUCUACCAGGUGAUCAUUCGAGGGGGAGGACACAUUCUGCCUUAUGACCAGCCGGCGAGGUCCUUUGACAUGAUUGACAGAUUUCUAUCUGCACAAGGAUGGAGCUGAGGCUCCGGCUGCACUUCAGACUGACGAACUGCUCCCGUCUCGUUGGGCAGAUUGCUUCCAGCUCAUCCCCGGCUGUUGGUGAUUGUCCCAAUACUCCCAUUUCGUUUCCGAUAACUUGCAUUUUGAUUGUCAACAUAUCGCUUCCCAUUUAGGGCUGAGAACAAAUCGCAGAAUAACCGCUUCAGUUCACUAAAGGAGGUAUGAGUUUCUUUGCAUUGUACAGAUAAAUACUUGAAGUUGGCUCGUGACAAGGGCGGCGCUCCACGUUGAAUAAAAUCUGUAUAUUUUUG